This is a messenger RNA of Tilletiaria anomala UBC 951, 5004 nucleotides long. RefSeq lists its product as uncharacterized. Bases 434 to 4876 code for a protein of 1480 amino acids. NCBI's taxonomy places the organism in Eukaryota, Fungi, Basidiomycota, Exobasidiomycetes, Georgefischeriales, Tilletiariaceae. Gene Ontology annotation, molecular function: lipid binding. The record is from RefSeq and is a predicted model, not a curated record. The transcript is spliced from 3 exons.
ACAUCCCAUGGCUGCGUACGCUGGAGGUCGGAGAGGCAUCGUCGAGCCGAGUGCCCAUCAAGGAUCAGCGCCCGAGUGAGAGCAGGCACGUGCAGUCUUCCGGUCUCCUGGCCCGCGACCGUGAACGGAAGAGCCUGCGCUUUGCUGGUUGGUUGUCCGUGGCGUAGCGUUGCGCCAACUCAAACUCGCUGGUGCUGAGUGUGGCGGGUGAGGGUAUUGGCGUUUCUUGAAAACACUUUCUUCUCUCAACCAAGCCGUGAGGACGGACGUGUGUACGCGCACCGUUUCCCAAGGUCGGUAGCAGCGGCUGGCGGUUCGAAGAGAGUCCGCCGCUCAGGCAUUCGCAAACAAACGUACAACUAGGAAGCCUCAUGACUAGGCCGAGUAUCCCGUCCCACCGCUUUUCCAGCCGCUUCAACCAGAAACCGUCAAGAUGGCCUCACUUGUUCGCUCCAAAGACCACGCUGUCGCAGACCGCAGCCAUCGCAGCCAGGGCGGCGAAGGUGACGAUGCAGCCGCAGUCCAUCCCAACGGGACGGCCAUUAACGGAGGCAUCGCUGUUGAUCCAUCCGCAUGGGCCGCCGUCGAAGCGAAUCUGGCUGCAUCGGCCGUUGGCGGUGCAAAUGUGAUGCAGUUUGACGAGUUGGACUCGCCGGAAGCCAAAGCGGCCGCGGUGCGUGCCGCUGCACCCGGCGGUGCGUUCAAGGGCCCGCCGCCCAAGGAGGCGCAUGGCAUGGGUAUGGCGAGCGACAUUGGCGGCAAGCACGUGCGCGCGACGCUCAAUCUCGACGACGUCGACCGCAUCUCCAAGGCCGAGGGCCAGCUCGGCGGCGGCAAGACGACCGAAGGCGCUGUUAAGGCCGGCACGAAGGUCGUCGCCGGCGUCGAUCCGGACGCCAUCGUCGGCUGGGACGGUGUCAGCAAAGACCGCAUCAAGGGGCUCAAUCCGCCCCUCGCGCGCACGAGCAUAAAACCGCCGCCAGGCAUGGCCGCCCCCGGCGAGCUGACCGGUACAAAUGUCUCGCAGACCGCGAGCGGAUCGUCCUCCAGCAAGGAGCUCGCCAGCGCGGCUGCGGAGGACAUCGAGGAGGCCGAGGCGCGCCUGGCGCAUUGGGAAAGCUCGCUUGUCGGGCAAUACGUCGGCGACCACCAGCUGGGCUACUUUUGGACCAACGGCGCGAGCAUGCUUCUCGCUGUGCUCGCGACGUACUUUCUGACGCGCUUCGGUGCCGGCAUCAUGGGCCUUCUCGUCGUUGGCGCGUUCGCGACGACGUACUACAAUGCGAGUAUGCGCAGGACCCGGCAGCGGCACAGGGAUGAUAUCGCGCGCGAGCUCGCAAAGAAAAAGAUGAUGGACGAGCACGAGUCGGCCGAGUGGAUCAACCACUUCAUGUCCCGCUUCUGGCUUAUCUACGAACCGGUACUAUCUGCCACAGUCAUAUCUACGGUUGACAGCAUCCUUGUGGCAAAUUGUCCGAGCUUCUUGGACUCGAUCCGCAUGACGACCUUCACACUAGGGACCAAGGCGCCGAAGAUCGAGCACGUCCGCACCUUCCCGGACACUGAAGAGGACAUCGUUAUGAUGGACUGGAAGUUUAGCUUCACGCCCAACGACACAAUGGACCUGACUGUGCGCCAAGCUGCGCGCAAGAUCAACCCAAAAGUCGUCCUCACCGUCCGCGUCGGACGCAGCUUUGUCGGGGCUGGUUUCCCGAUCCUACUGGAGGAUAUGAGCUUCGUCGGCAACAUCCGCCUGCGCAUGAAGCUCAUGAGCAACUAUCCGCACGUCCAGACCGUCGACAUCAGUUUCAUGGAACCGCCACAAUUUGACUACGUGCUCAAGCCUAUCGGCGGCAACACGCUCGGCUUUGACAUCGGCAAUAUACCCGGCCUCGGCAACUUCAUCCAGGAGCAGGUGCAUGCCAACCUAGGGCCAAUGAUGUACAAUCCGAAUGUCUUUACGCUCAACCUUGAGGAGCUGCUCAGCGGUACGCCACUCGAUACCGCCUGCGGUGUCCUGCAGGUGACCAUCUUCAGUGCGCGCGAGCUCAAGGGCGUCAAAUUCGGCGGCGGCAGCCCCGACCCGUACGUCGCCAUUUCGAUUGAUAACAAGGAGACUGUCGCCAAGACCAAGUACAAGCACAGCACCAACAAUCCACAGUUCCGGGAGACUAAGUUCAUCCUGCUCAACAACAUGAAUGGGAUGCUCACGCUCAGCAUGAUGGACUACAAUGAUCAUCGACCUGACUCACAUCUCGGUACUGCCGCGUAUGAGCUCAAGCAGCUCGAGGAACAGCCCGAGCAGGAGCACCUUAGCACGCCGGUGAUGCUCGACGGCAAGGAGCGCGGGAUGGUCCAGUAUGCGCUGUCGUACUAUCCCGUCGUCGUCCCUGACAGAGGACCUGACGGCAAGAACUUGCCACUGCCCAAGACGCGCUCCGGCGUCGUACGCCUGACAGUGCACCAGGCCAAGGAGCUCGACAAGCGUGGUGGGCUCCUCGGUGACCCAAACCACAAGGCCCGCGUGCUGCUCAACGGCAACAAGGUCAAGGAUUCGCUCGUCAUCAAGCGCACCGACAGCCCGAUCUGGGAGAUGAACAUCGAAUUCCUCGUGACUGAACGCGAGAAGGCUGUCAUCGGCAUCGAGAUCCUCCACGAGCGCGACCUCGCGCAAGACCCUGUCAACUCGUACCUCAGCGUGAAGCUCGACGACCUUCUCGCCGCCAAGGAGCGUGAACAGGACUGGUUCCCGCUGACCAACUCGAAGCGCGGGCGCAUCCGAAUGUCGGCGCUGUGGAAGCCCGUCCGCAUGGCCGGAAGCAUGAACUCUGGAUCUGGCUACACGCCCGCCAUCGGCGUCGUCAAGUUCUGGGUCAACAAGGCGACCGACGUUAAGAAUGUUGAGGCAGCCCUCGGCGGCAAGAGCGACCCCUAUGCACAGCUUAAGAUCCGCGGUCAGAUCACCGACCGCUCGACGGUUAUCAACAACGACCUCAAUCCCGUCUGGAAUGAGAUCCUCUAUUGCCCCGUUCACAGCCUCAAAGACAAGAUCACCCUCGAUGUUAUGGACUACCAACAGAACGGCAAGGACCGGCUCAUCGGUACGACCGACGUCCCCAUCGCCGAUCUUGCGCGCGCGGUGCCGGACAAUGUUGUACCUUACGCGGGGACCGGUCGCAAGCUGCACCACGCACGCCUCAGCCUCGGGCGUGGGCUGUACAAGGGCGAGAUCGAGUUCGAGUGCGAGUUCCUUCCCGGCGUCCACAUUCGCGGCGUCGAGUUCGAAGGCGCAGGAAACGAAGCCGCCAGCAAGGCCGAACCUGGCAUGGACGACGGCGAUGACCCGGACGACGAGGACCGCGACGCCGUAUUGGCUGAGGAGAAGAGACGCAUGAUGUCCGCCACUGUACAGGGUAGCGCUGCGGACGAGCAGGUCGCCGCAUCUGCUGACACUGCCCAGGAUCCCCAUAUAGACAAGGUGAGCAUACCUCUCAUCAAGGACUCGCUCGCUAGCGUCGAGACCACGCGCACGGCCAGCACGCACCGGAACACAAAGGACGAGGGCGUUGAUAUGGCCCCUGAGAGCUUGCUUAGGAAUCAAUCUGGCAUCAUCGUGUUUAAUCUGCUCUCUGGCAACGUUCAUCGAAAGAACUCCCGCUUGGAGGUUCUGUUCGAAGACGGCUAUUGGCCGACGUACACCACCGAGCCCGGUCGUACCGAGCAUCCGACUUGGGACGAAGUUGGCGAGGGCGUCAUCAAGGAGCUCGACUGGUCGCGCAUGUGGCUGAAGCUUCGCCAAGGUAAAGGAGAUACAGACGAUGAUGUAUUUGCCGAGUUCCAGGCAAAUACGAAGGACAUCCUCGAGAAGGCCCUGAACAAGCCGGCGGAAUUCAAGCUGCAGCAUCUCCAGGGCAACGAGGUCAGCACGAUCACCAUGGUUUGCAAGUACAUUCCCGUCAACAUCAAGAUCGAGCCGGUCGAGAGCGUCAAUAACCAGGGUUAUCUCCGCCUCGAAGUCGUCAACGCGAGGAAUCUGCGCGCAGCAGACAGGGGCAAGAGUUCCGAUCCCUAUGUCGUCUUCAAGCUCAACGGCGAGCGCAAAGCCAGGACCAAAACGAUCAAGAAAACCCUCAACCCGGACUUCCACGAAGAUAUUGGCGAAGCGCCUGUUGCUUCCCGUGUCAGUGCCGAAGCCAUCAUCGAGGUGUACGACUGGGAUCAAGUUGGCACUGCAGACCAUCUCGGCAGUGCACGGCUGGACCUCGCGUCCCUUGAGCCAUUCGAGCAAACUGAGACCACGCUCAACUUGACCGGCAAAGGCGCAGGCGAGAACAACCCGACCAUCACAAUCAAGCUGGUUUUUAAGCCGGACUUUGUCACGCAUCGCGAACGCAAAGGCACCAGUAUUGCACGGACCAUGACAUCGGGUAUCGGCGGCGUGGCCAAAGUAGGCGGCGCAGGUGUCAAGGGUGUCGCAGGGGCUGGCAUGUUUGUCGGCAAGACGGCCUUCGGCAUUCCCAAAAGCGCAGCUAACUUUGUCACCGGCAAGGGAAGGCGCAAGAGCUUGUAUGGAUCCAGCGCUGAUGAUGGCAUGUACGAGGGUUCAGAGGUGGCCUGCGCUGCCAGCGGCAUCGACGGCAUACCGCCCGUGCCCGCUAUGCCAGCCUUCAACUCUGAUGGGCAACCAAUCUUCAACAGCCUGACAGCACCCACGACCCCUGCUACCGCCGGUGGGCAAGGGUUCCGGAUUCCUUCCGCAUUGGCGACAUCUGCAGCAACACCUACUGCGUCGGUCGUUGACGAAGACGGACACGUUGGCGAUUCGCCAGGCGGCAAACGCAAGUCACGAAUUCACAAUCCUUUCAAACGCCAUUAGUGGCUUGAUUGGCGCUUCAUGUUAUUCUUCCUUCGCAUCGCGAAGCUCGCUUUCUUGGAUUCAGUCUCUCCUCGAACCGUGUAGCGAAAGACAUCUAUCGAAUGAAAUAAACAAUGAUACCAAAGUUG